Cryptomeria japonica (Japanese cedar) is the source of this 597-nucleotide messenger RNA. RefSeq lists its product as uncharacterized. The coding region runs from base 1 to 597 and encodes 198 amino acids. Gene Ontology annotation, molecular function: nucleic acid binding; RNA-DNA hybrid ribonuclease activity. The record is from RefSeq and is a predicted model, not a curated record. Lineage: Eukaryota; Viridiplantae; Streptophyta; Pinopsida; Cupressales; Cupressaceae. The transcript has a single exon.
AUGGAAGUUGUUAUUAUUGAAAAUAUGAAUAACAGAGUCAUGAAGUGUCAACAUGGGGAGGCAAAUUUGUCCUUUUGGGAUGAAAAGAUGAGGGGUUGGUGGACUGGGUUGAAGAUCCCCCCUUAUAUUGGACCUGGGCCUAAGCAAGGUAAAUGUAGUAGGGAAACCUGUGUUUGGCAACCACCCAAGAAUGGAUGGUUCAAGCUUAACUUUGACGGUGCCUCUAGAGGUAACCCAAGACAGGAUGGUAUUGGGUGCUGUCUUUCCAACUCUAAUAGGAUCGAGGUGGCUCAGAGAGAAAAACCAGUAGGCAUUGAAAGCAAUAAUAAAGAAAAAUUUAUGGCUUUGGUAGAAGGGAUUGAAAUGUGCAAUGCAUCAGUUGUGGAGAAAUUGGUUGUUGAAGGGGACUCAACCAUUGCAAUCAAUGCUAUGAGAAAAGGAUCCAUUCUAAAUUGGAUGUUAGAUAUAUUGCUUAGCAGAGAUCUAAACUUGGGUAAGGCAUUCAAGAAGAUUAUAUUUAAUCACAUCUUCCAGGAGGGUAAUUCUAGAGCCGAUGAAUUAGCUAAUAUGGGAGCAGAUGGUGUCUACAUAGAAUAG